Molecule: messenger RNA, 1858 nt
Organism: Glycine soja
Lineage: Eukaryota; Viridiplantae; Streptophyta; Magnoliopsida; Fabales; Fabaceae
Product: beta-amyrin 28-monooxygenase-like
Exons: 4
Coding region: 207-1652 (481 amino acids)
Biological process (GO): sterol metabolic process
Molecular function (GO): monooxygenase activity; iron ion binding; oxidoreductase activity, acting on paired donors, with incorporation or reduction of molecular oxygen
Source: RefSeq, a predicted model, not a curated record
GGUGUCCGUGAGUCCGUGCUUCAUAAUCAUAGCUUUUAAGUUAUAUAACUUCUCUGAUUCAGUCCUAUUCCAAAGACAAAGAGCUCUUUGUGUCUUUCAUCCAUCUUAUUACACCUCAGUUUUCCUGGCUCCCAGAACUUUCUUUCAUACUCUCUGUUGCCUUGUGCCAUUCAUCAAUAGUUAAGGUCUUAAGGACACUAAAUCUUAUGGAGGUGACCAACCUUGUAGUCUUGCCAGCAGUUUUGGCAUUCUUUGUCCUUUGUCUAUAUUUCAUCACUAAAGUUGUUAGACUCGGGAAACAUCCAAACCUUAAUCUUCCUCCUGGAAGAUUAGGAUGGCCUAUUGUUGGAGAAACCUUUGACUUUAUGCGUACAAUGAAUGAGGGAAACGUGUUAAGGUUCAUACAAGAGAGAGUGGAGAAAUAUGACGCCAGGGUGUUCAAGACUUCAAUGUUUGGAGAUCCUGUUGUUGUGUUUUGCGGGCCAGCUGGGAACAAGUUCCUAUUUAGCAAUGAGAACAAGAAUGUUCAAGUGUGGUGGCCUAGUUCGGUAAGGAAGUUGUUAAGGUUGUCUCUGGUUAAUAAGGUUGGUGACGAGGCAAAGAUGGUGAGAAGAUUGCUCAUGAGCUUUCUUAAUGCAGAAACACUCAGAAACUACUUGCCAAAAAUGGAUAGCAUUGCUCAGCGCCAUAUAGACACCUAUUGGGAAGGAAAGGAGCAGGUGUUUGUCUAUCCCAUAGUACAGCUAUACACGUUUGAAUUGGCUUGUUGCUUAUUUUUAAGCAUUGAAGACUCUGACCAUAUAUCAAAGCUUUCCUUAAAAUUUGAUGAAUUUCUGAAAGGGAUGAUUGGCUUCCCCCUUAACAUUCCUGGAACAAGGUUUCAUCGGGCAAUGAAAGCUGCAGAUGCAAUAAGGAAAGAAAUUAGAAUGAUUCUAAAGAAAAGGAAAGUGGAUUUGGAGGAGAAGAGGGCAUCAGCUACUCAGGACCUUCUAUCACACAUGCUUGUCACAUCUGACCCCAGUGGAAGGUUUACGACUGAAAUGGAGAUUAUUGAUAACAUACUUCUUCUACUUUUUGCCGGUCACGAUACUUCUAGAUCAGUGUUAUCAUUGGUCAUGAAGUAUCUUGGACAAUUGCCUCAUGUUUUUGAACAUGUCUUGAAAGAACAACUUGAAAUUAGUCAAGGGAAAGAGGCAGGGCAGUUGUUGCAAUUGGAAGAUGUUCAGAAAAUGAAAUACUCUUGGAAUGUUGCAUCUGAAGUCAUGAGGCUAUCCCCACCUGUGAGUGGUGCUUACAGAGAAGCUAAAGAGGAUUUCACCUAUGCUGAUUAUAACAUCCCUAAAGGGUGGAAGCUGCAUUGGAACACCGGUUCAUCACACAAGGAUCCAGCACUCUUCUCGAAUCCCGAAACUUUUGAUGCUUCAAGGUUUGAAGGAGCAGGGCCUACACCAUUUUCAUAUGUUCCAUUUGGUGGUGGCCCCCGAAUGUGUUUGGGUCAAGAGUUUGCUAGACUAGAGAUACUUGUGUUCAUGCAUAAUAUCGUGAAACGGUUCAAGUGGGAUUUGGUGAUUCCUGAUGAGAAGUUUAAGUAUGACCCCAUGCUAGAACCAGUAGAAGGACUUGCAAUUCGACUCCAUCCUUCCCAUUUCUAGUUUAAUACCAUCAUUAUACGCAUAAUACAUUGAUUAGAAGCUUUCUAAGUAGUCAUCUUAUAUUGCUAUAUUAGUAUUUUAAUAAAACUUUUUGCUACAUCGGUUAGCAGCUUUUUUGUAACUGCUUUCAUGAGUUUUAUGAUGUAUUCAUUUCAAUAAAACUUUGAUUAUUCUGUUAUGUACAACAUACAUAUAUAGUUCAUGUC